AUGCCGCUUUCAUACAAGAGGAAGAAUUAUGAUGGUGCACGGGACGAUGCCGGCCUCAUAGUGGAGAGGGCGGAUGUAUUUAUCUAUGAGCUGUUCGGUCAAAUUGAGACUAUCAGGAUGCCAUGGACGCGGCCAAAUCGCCGCCGUCGUACUCGCUCAAGUCGAAGAAGUGAGAAGCGAUUACCCUCCCUAUCGGAUCUGAAGGUGCAGAGAGCUCCCAAGACCGACCCGAAUCCAAUGGGGGUGAAAAUGUCCGGGAAGCCGACAGAUUCCCCGAGGCGGUUGCGCAAUCUUUGCACGGCGAUGUCGAUCGAAGAAAUCAGGGAGGCGGACAUGUAG
This is a messenger RNA of Striga asiatica, 339 nucleotides long. The record is from the annotation of a GenBank genome assembly. Lineage: Eukaryota; Viridiplantae; Streptophyta; Magnoliopsida; Lamiales; Orobanchaceae.